Molecule: messenger RNA, 5526 nt
Organism: Xiphias gladius (swordfish)
Lineage: Eukaryota; Metazoa; Chordata; Actinopteri; Istiophoriformes; Xiphiidae
Gene: sgcd
Product: sarcoglycan, delta (dystrophin-associated glycoprotein)
Exons: 8
Coding region: 426-1307 (293 amino acids)
Biological process (GO): cardiac muscle tissue development; heart contraction
Cellular component (GO): sarcolemma; sarcoglycan complex
Source: RefSeq, a predicted model, not a curated record
GACAGGGUGCUGGAGAAACAAGACUCCCCGCAGCACAGCAGCAGUCUUCAGGAGGAGGAAAAAAAAAAAGGAAAGGGAAGAGAAAAAAUAAAAGAGAAACGAGGGAAACAGCCGGGUCACGGGAGUCCACCAGACAUACAGAAAACAGCCAACAACUCAGGGACUUGGCCAAUAGAGGCGGGAGCAGUUUGUUAUUGGAAAAGCUGACAAGAGAGAAAGGCAGCGGGGAGGGCAGAGAAAGAGAGAGGUGGCUGCCUGACUUUGAGCUGGUCAGUGAAGGCCUCAUGCAGCUUCUUAGCAGCAACUCAGCCCCAUUUCUUUCUGCCUGACACUCCUCCACUUUGUGCAAAGCUCACCAAGGAGCCCCGAAGGGAGAGGAAGAGGGGAAGCCAGGAGAGAAAUACGGAGGAAACCAGAAAGAAAGCAUGAUGACCCAAGAACAGUGCACUCAUAGGAACAAUGUCCAGAGUUCAGAGAAACCACAAGUGUACAAAGUGGGAAUAUACGGCUGGAGGAAACGCUGCCUUUACUUCUUCGUCCUGCUGCUGAUGAUCCUGAUCCUGAUCAACUUGGCACUAACUAUCUGGAUCCUCAAGGUCAUGAACUUUACCAUAGACGGCAUGGGCAACCUCAGGAUAACAGAGAAAGGCCUGAAACUGGAGGGGGACUCUGAGUUCCUCCAACCACUCUAUGCCAAAGAAAUUCAGUCCAAACCAGGCCGCCCGCUGUUCCUGCAGUCGUCCAGAAACGUGUCGGUCAAUAUCAUCAGCAGCAACAACCAGCUGCUCACACAACUCGUAACAGGAUCCAGUGGAUUUAAAGCACGAGGCAAGAUGUUUGAAGUCAAAUCCACCUCUGGGAAGCUCCUCUUCUCCGCUGACGAGCAGGAGGUGGUGGUGGGCGCCGAGAGGCUUAGAGUGAUGGGGGCCGAAGGAGCCGUGUUCAGCAAAUCGGUGGAGACGCCGCAUGUCAGGGCCGAGCCGUUCAAAGAGUUACGGCUGGAGUCUCCCACUCGCUCCUUGCUGAUGGAGGCUCCUAAAGGCAUCCAGAUCCUGGCCGAGGCCGGGGACAUCCAGGCCAUCUGCAGGAACGAACUGCGACUGGAGUCCAAAGAUGGAGAGAUCUCUCUGGAUGCUCGGAGGAUUCGCCUGAUGCGGCUGCCGGAGGGGAAGGCCUCCACCAGCUCCUCGUCCUCCGGGACCAGGCAGACUGUCUACGAGGUUUGCGUUUGCCCCAACGGGAGGCUUUUCCUGUCCCAGGCCGGCACCGGAUCCACCUGCCAGAUCAGCAACAAUGUCUGCCUCUAGAACUGAUAGAUCCAAAAAUAAAUAAAUACAGAGGUAUCCCGAAAGAAAGACAGGCAAAAACAGACAGAUGUACACAUAUCGCCUGCCUCUAGGACUGGUUCAAAGCAAACACAGACACAUACAAAGACUGCCAGAGCUGAUGGAUAAACAAUCAUAGAUACUGUACCUAUACAGAUACACAUGCAUACAUUUUACAGUCACAGACACUCAGACUGAUGUUUAGGCUCAACCGAUAUGUUUUAAAAAGGACCAGUGGCGAAAAUUUUGAACUAAAGCUGUCGGCAACUGAUAUUUUGUGCCAAUAUUUCAAUGCUAAAAAUAUUUUUUCCCUUAAUUUUGUAUGAGAGGAAAAGCCUUUGAACACAGCGUUUAGAGCUUAAUGGGACGCCAAAACUCUCCCCUGAGUCUCAUAAACAUCCGUCGAAGCUCUUUACAUAGACGGUACACUAGAACAUAUUAGGCUUUUAAAUUCAAAUAGGUGGAUAAAAGAAAAAAAUGUGUUGCAUUGCAGGUUUUAACAACUUUUUAAUACAACGGAGGUCAAAAGGGAUUAUUAACCUUGAUCACACUGGGAAUAUACGACACAGAAUGGAUGCACUGAAAUUGAAUAAAAGGACAGUGGCGGUAGUAUAUCGGUCUGACCCUAACAGUCAUACAUGACACUGCUAUUUAUUAAUAGCGUACACACAUACAGGUGCACACACCAGCUUACAGACAUUCAUACACAUUUUUAACACAUGAACAUGGUGUACACACACACACACACACACACACACACACACACAUGCACUCACACUCUCUGCUCGUAGGAGCCUCCUGGUAGAAACUGAGGGGAAAAUCUCCAGAGAUUUGCUGGAAGAGACACCGAUCUGUUCCCUUUCUUCCUCAAGAGCAUCUCAGUAGCAGAAUCACUAGGGUGAUCACCCGUGGCAACGGCCCCAACCCACCGCUCCUCCUCUCUGCUCGUCUUCUCCUCCUUCCUCACCCUCUCCUCUUCCUUCUCCAGCGCUUACAGCCGAGAUAAUUGAAGGGUUUCUACUUUUCCCGUUUUCUAUUUUAAGGCCCAACAGGCAGACUAUUAGCACCUAAUGACUGCUAUUCCUAAUGGGAACUGGAUCAGGAUCUAAGAUGCUACAAGGAACAUGAGGACCUGGACACUGGUCUAGGUCAAAUACAUUGCAAAGAGCGAUUUUAAUCAAAAACCACACCAGAUCCAGAUGUGUAUUUGCUCUAUAUGUGGAUUUGCAUUAAGUGCCGUUAGUGUGCCUGUGUGACAGUGCAUUAGCAGUGACAUUCCCUUUUAAUUUUAAUCAGAACAAGUUGAUGCUAAUGUGGGGACAGUAGGACGGUUUCCAAGUGAACGUUUAAAUUAGGCCAAAAUGUGGUGAUGCCAUGGUCACAUCAUAUCGCAUUUACCUGACCCCGAUCCUUUAAAUGACCCUAGCGUCCCAGUGGUGGUGUCAGUUGGUUCAGGGGAAUUAUUUGAUUCCACGGUGACUUGUUAAAGACACAAAACUGCCUUCACCGUCCCGGAUGUGGGACGUCCAGACAACCGACUCACUUCGAGUUGUUGGACAGAAGUCAGUUCGUCCAUUUCUCAUGGUGAAGACCCGCUGGUAGCGUCAAACCUCGCAAGCAAGCGAGGAGUUUGCUCAUUAACAAACUUUGGCCAAGUUCUGCUAUCCCACAAUGCCUUGGGAUAUUAACUCGCAUCCCGUAGAUACUGGAAAGGGGACCAACUUUACGUUGCGCCGCAACAUGUUCGGUGGGUCAUCAGCCUUAUGCUUCUUGUGAUAUGACAUGACCAUGGCACCAGCGCCUCAACCACUAGCCUGUUAGAACUCAGAGAAAGAUCUGAUGGAAACCACUGACUUAAAAUUGAGCGGAUAGUUGAUUGACUGUCAGUGUUCUGUUUCGCCUGCAUGAAUUCGUCCGUGUUUCCUCGUGACAGAGCAGCAUCACCCUCCUACCGUCCUGACAACGAGGAAAACGAUUUUUAAAACAAAAACAAAACACAGCAACUCCCUUGAAGUUCUUGAUCGCACACAGAAGGACAGAGCUCGUGUCAUAAAUGUCCGACGUAGGCUGCUUGAACCUCGGGCGGUGGUCACCCUACUUGUUUCUUGCACUGGGGCAUUUUUAAAAAAGGACACAAAAAAAACAAAACAAAUGCGAGCCGCUCUGUUGAAAGAGGGGAACUGUGCCUGUGCCUUAUGUCAAUGCACUUGUGGCAAGAAGAAGCACAUCACACAGACUUUCUUUGGCAUCAGCGAGUAACAUGAUCUCUGAUUUCAGUUCCGUUUCAUCCUAUUCACAAACGUCUCCCUCUGUGCGAAUGCAAAGACCUUCAGCCACAUCUGACUGUAGCUUCUCCUACUGUCAACAGCUGAUUCUGCAAAAGGAUGUGUCAUUUUCCUUUUUUUCGGUCACCACUUUAGCUCCCCCGGUGCGGUAGCUUUGCUUCUCAUGAACAAAUAUUCCGUGUGAUAACUUGUAUGUUUUGCUCUUCACGUUUCAACGCCGAACAUGUGAUCCUGUGAAGUUUUAACAGGCAGAUCGUGGCGCCGUUGGGUCUGAUUGCCGCUGCUUGACGCAAGCCACUGGGCCAAAAACAUCGGCAACUGAAGCACGGUGAGCGUUUUUCACGGUUCGGUUUAAGCAACUCAAAUCACUUGGAUAAGGGUCUUCCUCGAACAUCUGAAAAGUGACUUGAUUGAGCGAAGCUAUUUAGCAGUAGAUAAGCAUACUUUCUGGGAGACAGGGUUGAAGGGGGUGAGCCUCGCAGUGCCUGACAAUGGUAUGUAAGCAUCAGUCGACAUUUGCGCGACAAUGUGGCAAAAUUCAAUGUAUUUACACAGUUUUCACUUCUAAAGAUUCUUGCACGACGACACCCACAAGAAACUAGAUGUUUUUGAGCAAGUGGCUUGUGACGCCGCACACACUCAUGGUAGCGCACAGCAUUUAUUUAUAUCUCAUGUUGUUUCAAGUGUCACAUCCUUUUCAAGAGUCGGGCGUGCCAACCUUCUGGCUGCCUCUCAGCUUCUCUGUCGCUCUAUAUUAAAGGAAGGAUACUUCACAACAAAUUGAACCUAUCGGAUGUAUUUGUUUUCUGAAUACAUAUACACAAGAGAAAUACAUCUUUUUAUACGGUUGUAUAUGUAAAUAUUGUACACAUAACCGCGUCAGCGCGCAGCAGACAAUACACGCCGACAAAAGAGAGGCACCGCUCUUUUGCAAAAAGGAAAUCCUUUUUUAUGAUGUACAUCAGUAUGUGUUUUUAUACUAAAAGGGCAAAAAAAUAAUAAUGUUUAAGGAUAUUCAUUGAGUUAGCAUGUACAGCAAUGUAUACAAUGUUCGCCUGUGGAGAACAAGCUGGGUUUGUUUUUUAUGCCUUCUCCUUCCCCUACUGGUCCCUCCUGCUGAGCUGAGAUGCUUUCACACAAAGACAAACCUGCUGUCUUUUUGUUUUGCCGUCGGUGUUCUGUCGGGCCCGAGGUCUUUGCAUUCUCUCCAGGUGUGCUGUGUGUAAAUUUGUGCUACUAUGAGUGAGCUUUAGUUUUGUUCUUCUGCUCCGCCGAAGGUGUUGAAUGACUUUCAGAGAAGCAAACCCAGAAACCAAAAGUAAGAAGGAAAAAAAAAAAAAAAAAAAAAAAAGCCAGGAAGGAGAUGAUACACAGGGUUGAGGAGAAAUGCGCUGCGGUUAUCAAUUUAAUCCAUCAACUGGCAACAAAAAUCUACUACGCUUAUUGGAAAACAUAGUUAUCAAUCAUCGGAUCAAGGAUCAGAUCAUCGACCGUAUUAUCAAUCGGACUAAAAUAUUUUCAGAAAGCAAACGAUUACUUUGAUUCUAUAGGUAUAAGUGACGUUAUUUAAAACAGAGAUAAUGGUAGUUUAUUAACACCAUGAAGCAAAUGAAUUGUUUUAAAUGCAUAACGUGAGAAUUCUGGAGCCAAAGUGACCUAAGGACAAUCUGCCGAUGCUGCCGAUGGGGCACGACUCAGUGGAUUGUGCUGCUAAUCGGUCAAUUGACCAGAUCCCACUCUGUAAGCGGUUCCUCCAACCCUGUGUGUCGGCGCUGCGUGCUCCGGACGUCCUUUCCCGGCUGCACACUGGGGCAACCAUCCAUCCUGAAUGCUUACAUUUUUCUUCAUUCUUCAGUCUGAAACUGCCGUUCAUGGAGUAGUUUUCACAGAUGCCCAAAUAAAAGGCGUUGUUCAAA